CCAGCAGCCACACCGCUCACUGGAACGCUUUCUUCUGCUGCAGCAGCGGGCGGGUCUGCCUCCUGUGCACACCGGAUAUCCAGUCACCACUCACGGCUGAAAGCGGCGAGAGAAGACGGACUCCCUCCUGGGUCGUGUUUCCCUCCCCGUCCCGCCUCUGACUCGGACCUUCGUCGCUGAAAUUCUUGCUAGUUUUUCUGUCCCCGACAGUUUGUGUGGCGCACUCGGGCUGCCUUCGCUGACAUGGUAGACUAUCACGCUGCCAACAACCAGAGCUCGGCCGGCGGGCAGCAGACCUACAUGGAGCAGGAGAACGACUGGGACCGGGACCUGCUGCUGGACCCGGCCUGGGAGAAGCAGCAGCGAAAGACCUUCACUGCCUGGUGCAACUCCCACCUGAGGAAAGCUGGAACGCAGAUUGAAAACAUCGAGGAAGACUUCAGGGAUGGACUCAAACUCAUGCUGCUGCUGGAGGUCAUCUCAGGAGAGCGGUUACCCAAACCUGAGAGGGGCAAGAUGAGGGUGCACAAGAUCAACAAUGUCAACAAAGCUCUGGACUUCAUCGCCAGCAAGGGUGUCAAGCUGGUGUCCAUUGGAGCAGAAGAAAUUGUGGAUGGAAAUUCCAAGAUGACCCUGGGAAUGAUCUGGACCAUCAUCCUCCGCUUCGCCAUCCAGGACAUCUCGGUUGAAGAGACCUCUGCCAAGGAGGGUCUCCUGCUGUGGUGCCAGAGGAAGACCGCCCCCUACAAGAAUGUGAAUGUGCAGAACUUCCACAUCAGCUGGAAAGACGGUCUCGCCUUCAACGCUCUGAUCCACAGACAUAGACCCGAACUCAUUGACUACGACAAGCUCAGAAAGGACGAUCCAGUGACCAACCUAAACAAUGCCUUCGAGGUGGCGGAGAAAUAUCUGGACAUCCCCAAAAUGUUGGACGCAGAAGACAUCGUGGGUACGCUGCGGCCGGACGAGAAGGCCAUAAUGACGUACGUUUCCUGCUUCUAUCACGCCUUCUCUGGCGCGCAGAAGGCUGAAACUGCCGCCAACCGGAUUUGUAAAGUCCUGGCUGUGAACCAGGAGAACGAGCACCUGAUGGAGGACUACGAGAAACUGGCCAGUGAUCUGCUGGAGUGGAUCCGCCGCACCAUCCCCUGGCUGGAGAACAAAACUCCAGAGAAGACCAUGGCUCUGAUGCAGGAGAAGCUGGAGGAGUUCAGAGACUACCGCCGCUGCCACAAGCCGCCCAAGGUCCAGGAGAAGUGUCAGCUGGAGAUCAACUUCAACACCCUGCAGACCAAACUGAGACUCAGCAACAGACCGGCCUUCAUGCCGUCUGAGGGACGGAUGGUGUCUGACAUCAACGGAGCGUGGUACACUCUGGAGGGUGCCGAGAAAGGCUACGAGGAGUGGCUCCUCAACGAGAUCCGUCGCCUGGAGAGACUGGAUCACCUGGCUGAGAAGUUCCGCCAAAAAGCCGCCAUCCACGAGUCCUGGACAAACGGUAAAGAGGCCUUGCUGACCGAAGAUUUCAUGACCGCCUCGCUGUCCGAGAUCAAGGCGUUGCUACGGAAACACGAGGCCUUUGAGAGUGACCUGGCUGCUCACCAGGACAGAGUGGAGCAGAUCGCUGCCAUCGCUCAGGAACUCAAUGAGCUGGAAUAUUUCGACUCUCCCACCGUUAACGCGCGCUGUCAGAAGAUCUGUGACCUGUGGGACGUCCUGGGGUCACUCACCCAGAGCCGCAGGGAGUCACUGGAGAGGACAGAGAGGCUGCUGGAGUCGAUAGAUCUGCUCUACCUGGAGUACGCCAAGAGGGCGGCGCCCUUCAACAACUGGAUGGAGGGAGCGAUGGAAGACCUGCAGGACAUGUUCAUCGUCCACAACAUCGAGGAGAUCCAGCACCUGAUCUCAGCUCACGAGCAGUUCAAGUCCACGCUGGCGGACGCUGACAGGGAACGGGGCGCCAUCGAGGGCAUCCAGAGCGAGGCCCGGAAAAUUGCAGAGAACAACGGCAUCCAGCUGACCCAGACCAACCCGUACACCACCAUCACGCAGCAGAGCAUCGACACCAAGUGGAACAAAGUGCAGGAGCUGGUGCCACAACGUGACAAGGCCCUGCAGGCAGAGCUCAGCAAGCAGAUGUCCAACGACCACCUCAGACGGCAGUUUGCCACUGAGGCCAAUGUUGUGGGCCCCUGGAUCCAAAACAAGAUGGGGGAAAUCGGGCGGAUAUCCAUCGAGAUGAACGGAACUCUGGAGGACCAGCUGGCCCACCUGAGACAGUACGAGCAGAGCAUCAUCGACUACAAGCCCAGAAUCGAAAAGCUGGAGGUCGACCACCAGCUCAUCCAAGAGGCCCUGAUAUUCGACAACGUCUACACCUCCUUCACCAUGGAGCACAUCCGUGUGGGCUGGGAGCAGCUGCUCACCACCAUCGCUAGAACCAUCAACGAGAUCGAGAACCAGAUUCUGACCCGCGACGCCAAAGGAAUCAGUCAGGAGCAGCUCCACGAGUACCGCACGUCCUUCAACCACUUCGACAAGGAUCACAGCGGUGCCCUGCAGGCUGAGGAGUUCAAGGCCUGUUUGAUCAGUCUGGGCUACGAUGUGGAGAACGACAAGCAGAAGCGUUCGGGACAGAUGGUGUCAGAUGAUUUCCGGGCUCUGCUCAUUUCUACAGGAAACAGUCUGGGUGAUGCUGAGUUUGCUCGCAUCAUGGGCAUCGUGGACCCCAACAACAGCGGCGCCGUCACCUUCCAGGCCUUCAUUGACUUCAUGUCUCGGGAAACCACCGACACUGACACGGCAGAUCAAGUCAUCGCCUCCUUCAAGAUCCUGGCAGGGGACAAGAACUUCAUCACUGCCGAUGAGCUGCGACGGGAACUUCCUCCGGAUCAGGCAGAGUACUGCAUCGCUCGCAUGGCCCCGUACCAGGGGCCCGACGGCAUCCCUGGGGCCCUGGACUACAUGUCCUUCUCCACGGCUCUGUAUGGCGAGAGCGACCUGUAGAGGAGUCCAGAGGAAGCUGGCGAGGCGGAGGAAGGGGGGUGUCUGGAAGGGCGUGGGGGUUCGCGCUGUGUGCCGCUGUCGUUGAAUCCUCUUGAAAACAAACAGGCAUAUCCGGGGCGGCCGCGGCCGCUCGCUCACUUCACCCUCUCUGCCUUUUGGGGUCCAACAACACAGUCGGGGGCUCAAGCUAAUCUUCGCCUCUUUUCUUUUUGUUUAUAACCGUCUCCUUGUUGCCGGGCGGGUGGGAUGAUGUCUGUGUAUUAGAUCCUAGUGAGAUAUAUGCUGCGGGGUCGGGCUGUCAAACCGCAUAUUUACCCACAAUGUCCUUUGUCUAACCUCCGUUUCUCUCCGUUUCCUUACUGUUUGUUUGUGUGGGUGGGCGGGGCUCACGCGGGCGGGCGGGGCUAAGCGCUGUACAUACUUAUUUUUCAGUGCAACGGAAAGUCCCCAGUCUUUGAAGGGACCUUUGUUAAAAAAGAGAAAAUAAGGAUAUUCAGUUUCACCGGCGGAAAGGUUUGUUUUCUUUUUUUUUUCUUCCUGCUUCGACUAAAGUAUUGGGCAUAAAUAUGGACAUCAUCCUCCAGCUGGUGACGCAGCAGCUUCAUUAAAAUCGAACGUCAGUUGCCCUCCUCUUCGUGUGUUCAAUUCGCUGGUGUCGCCUUAUCCUACCACUCUUCCUCUCAUCGCUUCUCUGAAAACAUUAAAACAUUCCAUCACGUCAAUUUAAAAAUAAAUAAAAGGUAUUAAAAAAAAUCUAUGCAAUCAUUUGAGUUUCCAUCUUCCCACGAGUGUUUGUGGUCUGAGGCAAGACGAGGAGACCGAAUGCUUGUUUCUUUGUUUUGGAGAAAAUAGCUCUGGAUUUGUGAUUUAUUUCCCCCUUUUUGUACUCUUUAAUAUCAAACCUUAUCUGCUGUACUGGAAACUGCAAGGCCUUCUGAUGAUGAUGAUGAUGAUGAUGAUGAUGAUGAGUGAGUUUCACAAAGCACACAUUAAAGUUUCCUUACAAAAUCUCCACUAUU
Molecule: messenger RNA, 4025 nt
Organism: Synchiropus splendidus (mandarinfish)
Lineage: Eukaryota; Metazoa; Chordata; Actinopteri; Syngnathiformes; Callionymidae
Product: alpha-actinin-4-like
Exons: 23
Coding region: 244-3006 (920 amino acids)
Biological process (GO): actin cytoskeleton organization; muscle cell development
Cellular component (GO): plasma membrane; cell junction; cortical actin cytoskeleton
Molecular function (GO): actin filament binding; calcium ion binding
Source: RefSeq, a predicted model, not a curated record